Molecule: messenger RNA, 3750 nt
Organism: Helobdella robusta
Lineage: Eukaryota; Metazoa; Annelida; Clitellata; Rhynchobdellida; Glossiphoniidae
Exons: 28
Coding region: 1-2964 (987 amino acids)
Biological process (GO): response to endoplasmic reticulum stress; regulation of proteasomal ubiquitin-dependent protein catabolic process; protein K69-linked ufmylation
Cellular component (GO): endoplasmic reticulum membrane
Molecular function (GO): UFM1 ligase activity
Source: RefSeq, a predicted model, not a curated record
AUGGCGACGGCGGAUUGGGAGGAGAUAAAAAGACUUGCAACUGAUUUUCAACGCGUUCAGCUCAGUUCAUCCGUUCAGAAACUUUCUGAAAGGAAUUGCAUUGAGAUUGUGCAAAGAUUAAUUGAAUUGAAAAUAUUGAAUGUCAUUUAUACAACUGAUGGCAAAGAAUAUCUCACACCUAAAGAACUUACAAAAGAAAUUUUGGAAGAAUUAGCUAUUGCUGGAGGGAGAAUUAAUUUGGUUGAUCUGCAGCAGAAAUUAAAUGUUGAUUUGUUGCAUAUUGAAGCUAAGGUGAAUGAGCUAAUGAAAACAGACAAGAGUCUCAAAUUGAUAUUAGGACAGUUGAUCGACAAGAGUUAUUUUGAUAGACUCAGUGAGGAAAUUAAUGAUAAGCUACAAGAACAAGGCUUGGUUACAAUAUCUGAACUUGCAAAACAUUUCAAUUUUCCUGGUGAUGUUUUGAAGGAGCUAAUAUCUGAAAGAUUGGAAACAAUUAUAUUGGGCAAAAAAGAUCUGUCUGGUAAUGAAUUGUACACAGACAGUUAUAUUGACAGGCACAGGUCCUUGUUUGCAGGAAUGUUCAAUGCCAUCACAAGGCCUACUCCUGUGUUCCCAAUCAUUACAAAGUAUGGCUUUCAAGAAACAUUGGCUUACAAUAUCCUGGAUAAAUUAAUAGAAAGCUGUGAAAUAUCAGGAUCAUUAACAGGGAGCAGGCCUCACAAUGUUACCUACACUCCAAAUAUUUACAUCAAGUCCCAACAGCAAUGGGUUAAUUCAUUCUAUAAUCAGAAUUCAUACAUUGGUAGUCCAACUUUCUUACUUCCAAGACCAACAUAUUUAAUCUCGUUUCUCGCGUGGCUAACAUAUCUGCAGCUACCUCACAGGACCAACAUAUUCAAUCUCAUCCGCAUGAGCAACUUAUCAAGUGCCACUUCACAAAACAUACACAUCCAAUCUCAUCUCAUGAGAGCAAAAUAUUCAGUACCAUCCUACAGGAUCUACAUUUCCAAAUAUGAUUGUCUGACUCGGCUGGGGAUAUCUGAUGCCCAAGGUUACAUCAAGAAAAGAUUUAAAAAUGAUGGUAUGGAGUAUUUGAAGACAUGUUGCCUGGGGCCGGCAUACAAAGAAAGAAUUCUUGUUGAAAUGGAGGAGGCUUUGGAGGCUGGAAUGUGGUUCAAUCUCAUGCCCCACCUGCCAAGCAUCUGCACACUGGAGGAUGCACAGAUUCUGAUCAACACAUUGACGAAGAAAAAGAACAACAUUAUCAUUCUGUCCGAGUGCUACCUCAUCAGCAGCUAUCUUGUCGACAUGGCGUUGGACCAUUUCAAACCGCUCAUUUCUGAGAAAGCACAGAAAACAAUCCAAGAAAAUCCAUCAAUCCUGAUGGAGAGCCGACAGGUGUCCAGUGGAGGAGGAGGGGGAAGUGCAAGCAAAACACGAGGGCAUGUUCAUGAAGAUGCUCCAUUGAAAGAUAAUAAGAGGAAAAAGGUCACUUUGAGUGGUGCCUCAAAAAUUGGUGGAGGUGGUGCUGGCUCUCAAGCCAGGGAGGUGAAGAUGAAGGCUACUAAGAAGAAAUAUUUGGUUGGUCAUAAUGAGGUUGACGUUGACGACGAUGCUGAUCAUGACAACGAUCAUUCCGAUGAUAGUGGUGUUUUUAUGACCAUCAGUGAAAUCACUGAUGAGUUGAUGAAAUUGUCAUCAAUCAGUGAUGCUCCUGCUGAUCUUUUGCAGUUUGUAGCUGUCAGAUUGGCCAGGUUGUUAAACAACAGUUACAGUGAAGAACUGAAAAACAUUUUUGUAUUAACCUUGCAACAACAACAAGAACAACAAGCUGAGACUGAUGCGCCGUCGACCAGUAUUGCCAACACCUCCACGACGACAACUAAACAACAGCCGUCAUCCAAUCAGCCCCCUACUAACAAGAAGAAAUUGUUUGCUGACGUGUCUGACAAAGCCUCCUCGCUCUAUAGCAGCAUCAAAAUGUUUGGGAAGGGCGUCAGCUUCUUCAAAGAUGAUGUCCAGUACAUUCUCAUUGUCCAUCUUUUACGAACGUUGUGCACGGACCUCGCAAAUUUAAUCUUCUCAUUGUACGCUGCUGAUCUCAUGGUCAACGUCAACAGUGCGGCAGUCAGUGCUGAGGACCGUAACAAAAUUAUAUCUUCAGUACAAGAUGAUAAAACAAAAUCUGCACUUAAUAAACUCAAUUCAGCUCUUUCUCCCAAGGUUUUGGACGAUUUCUAUCAAAAUUUUGAAAACAUAUGUUCCUCAGCGUUUUUAAACAUUACGCUGAAAAGAGAUAAAAAGAAAGAAAGGCAGCAGAUGUUCAACCACAAGCAAUCGUCAUUGAAGGAUCUUCAAACGGCCGAGGAUCCUGCACUUGUUCUGCAUAUUUGUUCCAUUCUUCUAUUUCAAACUGUCACCCAAUCCAUGUUGCAUUGUCCUGGAAAGUUUGUUCCACAUGUCAUUAUCUUUUUGAAAGAUCAUCUCACGCUGGAACAUCACCAUAUAUUAGUGCAGUGUCAGGAUAUAAUAAUAAGAUUGGCGAGAUUAACAGCAAGCGAAAGUAACGUGCCUGAAAUCACUGAUUUGAAGGAUUCCUUGGCAUCUUUGAUAAAGAAAUUACUGCUGAGAAACCGAAACAGCUACAAGGAAACAGGACACUGGACAGGAGCGUCUCGGAUUCGAAACGCUAGAAGCCAAAAAAUUACAAGUUUUUUCAAUGAAGCUGUUAAAGGAGACAAGAAUGUUUCAGAAGCUUUACAUGCUGUGGAUACACUGAUCCAGUUCAUUAAAGUAAAUAAAAACACCACAUUACGUGGUCUUAAUGAGGAUUUGAUGACAGCUAUAAAUAUUUUGUCAAAAAUUGACAAGAAAGUGGCAUCUGUAACAUCUGCAUGUGACAUGUUUGUCAGAGCUAUGAUGACUGUAAAGAAAUUUUACUCAAAAGAGGUCGUGAUUUUUUAAAUAAGAAAAGAAUAGCAAAGGACAUGAUAGCUGAAAUUGCCAAUACCACUUAUUUAAAAGGAGCAGUAUUAGUCCACUCAUAUUCUCGUGUGGUGCUACAUAUUUUGAAAGCUUGGAAAAAACGUAAAAAUACAGUUUAUGUAACUGAGUCUCGACCAGACUGCUCUGGCAUAAAAAUGUAUGAGGCAUUAAAAGCAGAAGGAAUAGAAACAUUUCUUAUACUAGAUUCUGCUGUUGGUUACAUAAUGAAUAAAGUAGACAUGGUGUUGAUAGGAGCAGAAAUGGUCUGCCAAAAUGGAGGGAUCUUAAACAAGAUAGGUUCAAGUUCAAUAGCGAUGUGUGCCAGUUGUUUGAACAAACCUGUGUUUGUCGCCGCAGAAAGUUACAAAUUCUCAAAGGAGUUUCCUUUAAGCACCAAAUGUGUACCAGAACAUUACGCAUUUCCAAUUCUGAGGCAAAAUCCAAACGCAGACACGACAAAAGAGCAUCCACGCGUUGACUAUGUGGCGCCAAAAUUCAUCAACACUAUUAUGUCCGAUCUUGGCUUGCUGCACCCCGAAGCUGUUUGUGAUGUGUCUCUAAAUCUUUACAUUUGAAAUUGUUAUAUCGUUGAACAUGGUUUUAAUUAUGUUAUAAAUAUUACUACUCUGAUAUGGCAAAAAGUAUAUAUACUUACAUUCAAAAUAUGUUCAUUAAAUACUAUUGUUCCAUCACUUGUAUUUAGAUUUAUCAAUCCCGAUAAAUGGUUUUAAACAUUUUCCACAAAUAAAUUUUACCACUUCGCAA